Molecule: messenger RNA, 10331 nt
Organism: Betta splendens (Siamese fighting fish)
Lineage: Eukaryota; Metazoa; Chordata; Actinopteri; Anabantiformes; Osphronemidae
Product: kalirin-like
Exons: 57
Coding region: 429-7517 (2362 amino acids)
Biological process (GO): axon guidance
Cellular component (GO): cytoplasm
Molecular function (GO): protein binding; guanyl-nucleotide exchange factor activity
Source: RefSeq, a predicted model, not a curated record
GGAGCACACCGACUGAGCGCUGCCAGGACCGGCAGGAGGACAGAGGGACCGGAGGGAGACGGGGCUACCGGGGGCGACCGUAACGCUCUUUCAUGCAGUAACGGUGGCGGGUCCGGUGACGAGGACGGGGUGUGAGGUGAUGCCGCGCGGGGUCACGGUAACGUAAGAACAACAGCAGAGCAGCGGAGGAGGAGGAGGAAGCUGAACCGAGGAGGAUGCAGCAGUGAUCGGUACCGGGAGUACAGCCCAACGGAGCGACCUGCACGGGUUCCUGGACGGCUCUGAUCUGAUGUAAAUCGGCAGGGAUGGACUGGUAGGCAGGGAGGAGGCGCGAGGAGCGGAGCGGAGCAACCCACGGCACAUAACGGAGAAGAGGGAGCGACGAGGAGGAGGAGGGAGGUGGAGGAGCAUCGCGAGGAGGAGGGAGGAUGAAUCCGCUGGAUGGAGGAGAAGUGGGCCCGGGCGGCCUGGCGACGGCAGGUUCGGGUAAAGCAGAAUGUGUUCGGGCGGUCGAUGUCCUGACGGUGCUCAGAGAGAAAGUGGCCUUUGUCUCAGGCGGACGUGACAAACGAGGCGGACCGAUCCUGACCUUCCCUGCCAGGACCAACCAUGAUCGAAUAAAACAGGAGGACCUCAGUCGAUUGGUCACCUACCUGUCGACCAUACCCAGUGAGGACGUCCGUGCCCGAGGCUUCACUGUGGUGGUAGACAUGCGUGGCAGUAAGUGGGACAGUGUGAAGCCGGUGCUGCGAACACUGCAGGAGUCGUUUUCCUCUAACAUCCACACGGCGCUGCUCAUCAAACCAGACACCUUCUGGCAGAAACACAAGACCAACUUGGGCAGCGCCAAGCUCAGCUUUGAGACGUGCCUGGUGUCUGUGGAUGGCCUGUCCCGGCUUGUUGACCCCUCCCAGCUGACCUCUGACCUUGGUGGCUCUUUGGAGUAUGAUCAUGUGGAGUGGACAGAGCUGCGUCUUGGUCUGGAGGAGUUCUCGGGCUCUGCCACGCAGUUGCUGACCCAGCUGGAGCAGUUGGAGGCUGGACUCAACCGCAUAGCUGAACCCAAGGACGUUGAUGAAGCUCGCAAACUUCUUGAGGAACACGGUCGCCUCCGUAACACCAUUGCCACGGCCCCUGUCGAUGCCCUGGAUCGAGAGGGGCGCAGUCUGCUCCAGCGCAUGCGCCUGGGCCCCUCGCAUGGCGAUGCCUCUAAUGAAAGUGGAGGAGGUAGCCACGGCAGCUGGCUGUCUGGCGGGGCAGACUUCCAGAGUGUGGCACCAAAGGUCUCAUCUUUCCUGGACCGGCUGCAGGCAGCUCGCAGCCACCUGUUACAAAACUGGAGCAACAAGAAGCUCCACUUAGACCAAGCACUGCAGCUACAUCUGUUUGAACAGGAUGCCACUAAGAUGUCUGAGUGGAUCGCUCACAGUAAGGAGUUAUUUACGCAGAGUUUGGCAGAGGUUGGCCAGAACCACCAGCAUGCCCUGGACCUCCAGACACAACACCAGCACUUCACAGCUAACUGCAUGAACGGCAGCGUGAACGUGGACAGUGUCGUUACCGUAGCAGCCAGGCUGGCAGAGGCUGGUCAUUAUGGGGCAGAGCGGAUCGCCACAGUGUCAUCCCAGCUACAGGACGACUGGAAGUGUCUGACGAUGGCACUGGAGGAGCGCAGCAAUACGCUUGCUAUGUCAACUGGCUUCCACCAGGGGGCAGAACAGUUCCUACUCAGAGUGGAGGGAUGGGUUCAGCUGUGCUCUGAGGGGUCACUCCCGUCGGUGACGGCAGAGCUAGAAGCUGCAACAAAGAAACACCAGGACUUGAACAAGGAAAUCUCUGCCAACUACACACAGGUCAGUGAGAGCGGUAAAGCCUUACUAGAUGUCCUUCAGCGCUGCCCAACGAGCGACUCUGAGGACAUGACCACAAAACCCGACUUCACUGCGGCCACGCACAGCAUCAUGGCCGUUCUGCACCAGGUCAUGCAGGGCCACCAUGAAGUGGAGGGGGCGUGGCAGCAUCGGAAGCUCCGCCUCCACCAGCGUCUGCAGCUCUGUGUGUUUCAACAGGACGUUCGACGGGUGUUGGACUGGGUAGAGCAGCACGGUGAGGUGUUCCUCAACAAGCACAGCGGCGUGGGAAAGUCUCUGCACCGAGCACGAGCCCUGCAGAAACGCCACGACGACUUCCAGCAGGUUGCACAGAAUACUUACACUAAUGCAGAGAAGCUUCUAGAAGCAGCAGAUCAACUUGCUCAGUCUGGAGAGUGUGAGGAGGAGGAGAUCUACCAGACGGCCAGAGACCUGGAGCUGCGCAUGCAGGCCUUUAUUCAACGAGUCGAACAGAGGAAGCUGCUGCUGGACCUCGCUGUGUCCUUCUACACACACACUAAAGAGCUGUCAGCGUGGAUGGACGGCCUCCAGAAGCAGCUCUCCUCAGACCUCUGUGUUUGUCCGGACACCGUGGAGGCUCUGCAGACUCUGAUCAGCCAGCAGCAGCAGCAGCAGGCCAAUACGCAGGAAGCUGCGAUGAGUGUCGUCCGGGAAGGAGAAGACCUCAUCCUGCAACUCAGGCCCCAGGGCAGUUCUGUUACCCACGUCGAGUCUGUACUACAGCAGCUGGACGAGUCUCAUGUUCAGCUGGAGGAACUUCUCCACCAGAGGAAGAUCCGUCUGGACGUUUACCUGCAGCUCCGCAUACUGCAGCAGUGCACGCUGGAGGUAACUGGAGAGAUGGAUGCCUGGAAGCAGGAUCUCCAGAAACAGUCCCAGGACUUCUCUGCUGAGAAAGUGGCAUCGCCGCGGUUACCUGACGGGAACCAGGACAAGCUGGCAUUGGGCCAGUCACGGCUGGUGGAGGCUUGUCCAGAGGCAUUAACGCUGGCGCAGCAGCGCAUCCACAGGCACAUGGAGCGAAGGCUGGCUAUGAACAAUAUGAUGUAUGAAGUCAUCCAGCAAGGUCAUGACCUUCAGCAGUACAUGACAGAGGUGCAGGCCUCAGGUAUUGAACUGUUAGAAGCAGAGGGUGGUCUCUCCUCUCAGGUAGAAGAGCUACAGCGCCUCCUGCAGGACAAACAGAAGGAGCUGCAGCAGAUUGCGGAUCACACGCACACGCACCUGGAGCAGAACCUGCAGCUGAGACAUUUGCAGAGUCAGGUCAAACAGGUGCUGGGAUGGAUCUCAGAGGGAGAGGUCAUGCUUUCAUCCUGCAUGCUGAACUCCAGCUGUCUGUCCGAAGCUGAGCAGCUGCAGCGGGAACAUGAGCGCCUCCAGCAGGCCAUAGAGGCUCUUCUUCAUGCUGACUCUUUGCAGAGGACCCACCAGGUGGCUCUGGCUCUGCAGCAGAGGGCUGAACUGCUGGUCAGGUCGGGGCACUACGAUCCGGACGCAGUGAGGUCCUGUGCCCAGACAGUGGCGCUGCACUGGCAGACUCUGAUGCUGAGAAUCGAGGACAGACUCAAGCUGGUCAACGCCUCUGCUGCCUUCUACAGGACGUCGCAGCAGGUGUGUGGGGUCCUGGAGAGCCUGGAGCAGGAGUACCGCAGGGAGGAGGACUGGUGUGGAGGAGGAGACCGACAGGUGGAGCAGCUCCUGCCUCUCAUCAACAAACACAUGGAGCAAAAGGAGGCCUUUCUGAAGGCCUGCACCUUGGCCAGACGUAACGCAGAGGUUUUCCUAAAGUACAUCCACCGCAACAGCGUCACCAUGGCCAACAUCUCGGGCCACAGUGUCACUGUGUCAGGGGUAACAGGCGUGACGGAGGUCAGUGGCCACUCCAGGGUUCCAGAGCAGCAGGUCAAAGGUAUCCUGAGUGAGCUACUCCAGAGAGAAAACAGAGUGCUUCAUUUCUGGACGCUGAAGAAACGCCGUCUAGACCAGUGCCAGCAGUACCUGAUGUUCCAGAGUCACGCCCAGCAGGCACUGGACUGGCUGCAGCAGUCGGGCGACCAGUACUUGGCCACACACACGUCAGCAGGCGCAACGCCGGCCGACACGCAGGAGCUGCUCAGCAAACACCGGGAGUUCUGUGUUUCCGCCAAGCACACCCAGGAGAAGGUGCACCUGCUCAUCCAGCUGGCUGAGAGCAUGCUCGCCAAAGGCCACGCCCACCGCACCGAGCUUCGCCGCUGCGUGUCCACGGUCGACAAGCGCUACCGCGACUUCACCGUCAGGAUGGGCCAGUACCGCCACCUGCUGGAGGUGGCCCUGGGGGGGUGCUCACAGGACAAUAAGGACUUGGAGCUGGAGCUGAUCCCCAACAGUCUGUCUGACUCUGACCCUGAGGUCAACCUGUCUGACCCCAGCCACCAAGUCAGCGACGAGAAGAGACGGUCGGCCCGCAAGAAAGAGUACAUCAUGGCUGAGUUACUGCAGACAGAGAGAGUCUACGUCAGAGACCUGCAGGAGUGCAUUGAGACGUACAUGUGGGAAAUGACCAGUGGAUCCGAAGACGUCCCCACGGGUCUCGCCAACAAAGACGACAUAGUGUUUGGGAACAUCCAGGACAUCUACGAGUUCCACAACAGCAUUUUCCUGAAGGAACUGGAAAACUAUGAGCAGCUUCCUGAAGAUGUUGGACAUUGUUUUGUUACCUGGGCCGACAAGUUCCACAUGUACGUGACAUACUGCAGGAACAAACCAGACUCCAGCUUACUGAUCCAGCAGCAUGGUUCUGGGUUCUUUGAGGAGGUCCAGAGACGGCAUGGUUUGACUAAUUCCAUCUCCUCAGCUCUCAUCAAACCGGUUCAGCGCAUCACCAAGUACCAGCUGCUGCUCAAGGAGUUGUUGGCGUGCUGCGAGGAGGGGAAGGGUGAGAUCAAGGAAGGCCUGGACGUGAUGCUGAGUGUCCCGAAGAGAGCCAACGACGCGAUGCAUGUCAGCAUGCUGGAAGGUCUGGAGGAGGGUCUGGAGGUCCAAGGCGAGCUCCUCCUCCAGGACUCCUUCCUGGUGUGGGAGCCCAAGUCUUUGAUCAGGAAGGGGCGGGACCGUCACCUCUUCCUCUUUGAGCUGUCACUCAUCUUCAGCAAGGAGAUCAAAGACUCAUCUGGAAGAACCAAAUACCUGUACAAGAGCAGACUGAGGACCUCGGAGCUGGGAGUAACAGAACACAUCGAGGGAGACGCCUGUAAGUUUGCUCUCUGGGUUGGACGAACGCCAACGUCUGACAACAAGACGGUGCUAAAGGCGUCAUCCAUGGAACUGAAGCAGGAGUGGGUUCGCAGCAUUCGGCAAGUGAUCCAGGAGAGACGGGGUCACCUGAGAGGAGCGCUGAGGGAGCCCAUCCCCCUCCCCAAGACGCCCAACCCCACGCUGGGGCGACAGCGCAGCAUCACACGCAGGGAGACCAGCGAGGACGCAGACAGCCUGGGUGACGCCAGCAGCCAACCAGACACCGUCUCCAUCGCUUCCAGAACGUCCCAGAACACGGCUGACAGCGACAAGCUGUCAGGUGGCUGUGAGUUAGUGGUGGUGCUGCUGGACUUCUCGUCCGGAGGGCCAGCAGAGCUCAGCGUCCGAUGCGGUCAGACCGUGGAGCUGGUAGAGUGUUCAGCUGAGCGACCCGGCUGGUGUCUGGUCAGAACCACAGACCAAACCCCGCAGCAGGAGGGGCUGCUGCCCAUGAGCGCCCUCUGCCUGUCGCACUCGCACAGUGCAGCCGACAUGGAGGGACUCCUCCAGGCGUCCACCACGGCGUCCAGCACCUCCUCCACCUGCACUGCCACGUCUUCCUCCUGCAACCCCUCCACCACCGCCACCUCCAACGCCUCCAACUCCUGCUCCAGUGAGAGCGCCGGCAGGGACCCCACCCUGUACAUCUCUGAGGGUUCAGCACUUCAGACUCAGACCAGCAGCCAAAGUGCCACCUCGCCCACCGUGUAUGGAGUCACCGGGGCUCUGGGGGGCAGCACCGGUUCACCGGGACCCAAACGCAGCGGCUCUGGCACUGGAAACACUCUGAAGCGCUGGUUGACCAGCCCUGUCCGGAGGCUGAGUCAAGGCAAAGCUGAUGGACAGAAGAAACCUCCAAUCAGAGCCAGGAGGCGGGACAACCGUCCGGAGCAGGCCACACCCCUCACUGGCAACGCACAGGCAAAAGCCAGGAAGGAGGAAGGUGGACAGAGUGGAGGCGAGGAGGAGCCAGAGGAGGAGAGCCACACCCCUCUACCCCCGCCGAUGCAGAUCAUCAAAGACCCCAACAACCCUGAGGCUCUGGAUUCAGAUCAAGGCUCCAAUGAAUCAGACACUGAGCAGAAAAACAAAGCACUAAGAGGACGCAUGUUUGUGGUGAAUGAGAUGGUCCAGUCAGAGAAGGACUACGUGAAGGACCUGGGUGUGAUCGUUGAGGGCUUCAUGUCGCGGUUGGAGGUCAGAGGGAUUCCAGAGGACAUGAGAGGAAAAGACAAAAUUGUCUUUGGCAACAUUCAGCAGAUCUAUGACUGGCACCGCGACUUCUUCCUGGUGGAGUUGGAGCGCUGCAUUCAGAACCACGAUCUGCUCGCCGACCUCUUCAUCAGACACGAGCGACGUCUGCACAUGUACGUGGUUUACUGUCAGAACAAGCCGAGGUCAGAGUUCAUCGUGAUCGAGUACGAGACCUUCUUCGAGGAGAUCCAGCAUGAAAUCAGCUGCAGGAUGUCAAUCAGUGAUUAUUUAAUCAAACCCAUUCAGAGAAUCACCAAAUACCAGCUGCUGCUGAAGGAUUUUCUCAAGUUCACAUCCAAAGCAGGACUAGACUGUGAGGAGACUGAGAAAGCAGUGGAGCUGAUGUCACUGGUUCCAAAGCGCUGCAACGACAUGAUGAACCUUGGACGCCUGCAGGGAUAUGAGGGGAAGCUGACGUCUCAGGGGAAGCUGCUGCAGCAGGAGACCUUCUGCGUCUGGGAGCAGGACGGAGGAGUCCUGUCUCGCAGCAAAGAGCGCAGAGUUUUCCUAUUCGAGCAGAUCAUCAUCUUCAGCGAACUGCUGCGCAAAGGAUCCAACAACCCUGGAUACCAGUACAAGAACAGCAUCAAGGUGACCUACCUGGCCAUGCAGGACAGCGUGGACGGGGACCCCUGCAAGUUCGUUUUGUGGUCGCGGGGCUCGGCCGAGCGCUUCACGCUGCAGGCCUCCUGCUCCAGCAUCAAGAUGACCUGGGUGGAGAACAUCGCCGCCCUGCUGGAUGCCCAGAACAACUUCCUGUCUGCGCUUCAGUCCCCCAUAGAGUAUCAGAGGAAGGAGGGGGGCAUCGCUGUGACCCGCCCCCUGUCGUCCGGCCGGCCUCCGUCGGCUCCACCCACGCCUAACGGCCAUGCUACUCAGCCUCCGCCUGACAGCGAGCAGGACGACCAGGAGCUGGUUCUGGUGCUGCAGGACUUCGUGGCAGUGCGGGAGGAUGAGAUUUCCGUGUUCCGGGGGGAGAAGGUCCAGAUUCUUGCUUCCAACCAGCAGGGUCAGAGCCUGGUCUACAGGCCGGCCAACAGCGACUCGCCGGCCGCUGAGGGCUGGGUGCCGCGCCGCGUGCUCAGUGCACGCUGAUACAGACACACAACAGUAGGGCAAGACAACGGGCCAAAGGCAUGCUGGGAAGGAAAGAUGGCGUCAUUAGAGGACACAGCCAUCACUACGUGAACUCCCUUCAUCCAGAACAUAGAACAGCUGGUCCCACAUCUGCAGAGCUGAAAAGAUGUUUUAUUUAUUACAUCCGUGAGUCCCAGUAAACACAGUGGAUGUUUACCUCUAGUCUGCAGAUGAACAUGCUCCUCAGCUUGUUCACAGUCAGCUUCCGUCAGCAGAGGGAGCGGGCUGGACUCUCUGGAAGAAAAUGUAAGCCAGGACUGAAUGCACUGGAAUCAAACACACAUGAGAGUCCUGAUCACGUUCGUGGCAUAUGGACCUUCAAAAUAAAUGUCAUCCUUCCAACUGUAUGGAAGAAGAAAAUGAGGCAUUUUUAAAAUAUGCCUGUGUUUAGAGAAGGAACUGGACCUUCUGAAUGAACAGAGAGGACUGUGCGCACUUCCCAGCAUGCUUCAGGCCCUGAUAGCUUGCAAUAGUAAAGAUGAAUACCAAACACACACUCUCCCAGCAACAGGUACUGUUCGUCCUCCAUCUUUACUGGUGCUUCGGUGGUCCCUCCCCCCUCCUCUGUCCAGUGGGAGGCGCCGUCAGGCGGCCUCCAGUUUACUUCCCUGAGACACCAACCAACUCAAACCAACUGAAAAACUGGGAGGAAACAUCAAGACCAAACUGUCAUUGCCAUCAUUAACCAGAUAGGGAAGCUGAUGUUGCCUAGCAACAGAACACUUGAAGCUAAGUUCCAUCCUUCCGGGCACAAGGAAACCAAACAUGGACUGGGCUGAUUCUGCGUGUCCGUCUGUGAAUAGUGUGUAUAAUCAAACUCACUAAUUCCUUACACACCAUUGCUAUGAUGAAGAUGAAGAUUAUUAUUAUGAUGAUCAUUUUUUUUUCACCUCAAUAGAGAAAAAAGGAAGCUGUCUUACUAACAUGUUGAUGUGAGUGGGUGUGUUACCACAGGCAGCCGGUGGUGUCCCAGUGUAGCGUUGUGGUCUUUGCAGUGACAAGUGGGGGUCUUUUUACCAAGCAGAGCUGUCGCCAUCUUUCCCUCAUACCUCCAUCACCAUGGCAACGAGCCACGGCAUCGCCGUGCUCUGGGUAGUUUGAAUAUACUGAUUAUGCAUUUCUUGUUUCUGAAAAUACAAGACGCCAAAACCACAGCAACACUGAGUGUGGACACGGAAGCUGUCUGUCAGCGACUCCACCUACUGUGACUGUCUGUUUCUACUGUAACCUUCAACCCUCUCUCCACCUGGAUCUCUUCUCUACCUCUGUCUCUCUCUCUCUGUCUCUCUGGUGCCAUUCUGGGACAACACCCCGGUCCUUAAGGAGCUGUGCAGCCUGUCAAGUGCACAACAGAGGGGCUAAAGGGAAAACAGUGCAUUAUGAACGGUGUAGGGAGACAAAGUAAACCGUGACAUGCUUAAGGUAAACCUGCGCACACUGAUAUGUGUUAUCACGUAAGAUCUUUGCACCACAAGUAAUUGUCUUAUCCCAUGUUUACGUCAUCUGAAGCCUGUAGCACCUUCCACCUGGAAACGUCUGUAUGGUCAAAGUGUCAUCUGAACAGGAGAAGCUCUUCAAGGUCAGCUGUUAUUUCUAGUCCUUCAGAACCCAGAGCAUCUCGCCUGGCUUGGUGUCACACACGUUAGCACCAAUACAGCGUUUAAGUUCUGUAAUGAGCUUCUUUUACACCUGCCAACACUGCAUGAAUGCUGCAUUCAGCUAAGUCCAUCUGAUGGAUGUGUUGGUGAUCAUAAAAGCACAUUUUAGUGUUUAUUCUCUGAUAGGAUCUGUAGCGUCAACUCAGAGAAUUGGGACAAUACAUAUAUCAAUAUUUAAUUAUAUAUAUGUAGGGGUCCAGCAUAUGUUAGCAUGUCCUCACACACAGACAGUCAGCAGCGUCCCAUCUCUAAAUGCCAGUGUGCACACAGGAGCCUUGAAACAUCGAAGCAUGGAAGCUCUGUUGCAUUAAUAUUAAAGUAAUAAUGAGAAAUGAAACAGUUUCCUGUUUAGGUGCAAAAGCUUGGCUGCAAAUAUCUUACGUGAGAAAUGGAAACUAGUGGCAAUGAACCACAGCCACCAAGAUCCCUUCACUGAAACGUUUCCUUUAUUCAGAUGAAUUGAACAAACAGACAUAUGAAGCAACUUCACGUCAAAACCUGGUUUAAUAACACACAAGCAAACAAGUCCCUGUAAUUGAACAAACUGUCGACAAAUCACACGCCUGCGAUGCCAUAUAAUGUGAAUACCAGUGUUUUCAGGAGAGUUAUUUCAUGUUUUUGACAUAUCAGUGUUGUGAAUGGGAAUGCAAAAAAAGAACUGAAACCAAGAUUAGUAUCAUCUGUGGUGUUUUUAAAAUUUUGUAAAACCAUAAGCAAAAUUGCAACUAGUGAAGUUUGAGACGUGAUAGCGUCGCUUAACAAACGUCACUCGACUUAGACUGAAAUGAAAUGUAGUAAAAGUUUUCAAGCGUAGGAAGGUUUAACUCAUCCCUACUAUGAUGAGAUCAAGAGGUUUAACUUAAACCCACUACGAUGAGUUCAAGAGGUUUAACUUAAACCUACUAUGAUGAGUUAAAGAGGUUUAACUCAGACCUACUGGGAUAAAUUAAGGUUUAAGGGCACACGUUGGCGCACGAAGGUUGUACAUCACACACGUGCAGGUUGCGAUAAAUGAACCAACCAAUGGUGUUAUUUGUACAGAACUAACAGCUGCUAACUGACUGCUAACAGCCCUCUGUCGUUGUUUGUAAUAAACUUCAUUUUUCAUCCAAAA